This is a messenger RNA of Vigna radiata var. radiata (mung bean), 1347 nucleotides long. Its product is annotated as cytosolic sulfotransferase 15-like. The transcript has 3 exons. Gene Ontology annotation, cellular component: cytoplasm. Gene Ontology annotation, molecular function: sulfotransferase activity. NCBI's taxonomy places the organism in Eukaryota, Viridiplantae, Streptophyta, Magnoliopsida, Fabales, Fabaceae. The record is from RefSeq and is a predicted model, not a curated record. Bases 1 to 1347 code for a protein of 448 amino acids. Gene Ontology annotation, biological process: sulfation.
AUGAAAGCAUCUCAUCGUCUCUUAGAGAUGUUUAGGGAUGCCCGCAUUGCAGGGGAGCACCCUUACUGGUUGGGCGAGUGCAUUUGGAACUCUUUGCUUACUCAUUGGAAUUCAGCUGAGUUUCGCAACAAGUGUGCUACAGCCCAGAGGAACAGAGCGUCUGAAAAGGGUGGCGCCCUACAUACUGGCGGGUUGAUCACAGUUCAUGAGCAUGUCAUUCGUAUGGCACAAGCUCUAGGACGGGCGAUCCAUGUUGAUGAGGUCUUUGCACAAACCCAUGUUCGGAAGGACACCAAUGAAUUCGUUGAUGAAAGAUCUUGGAAGACUCAUUAUCAAUCAGAAAACCACCUUCUAUCUCCUCCAAUGGCUUCAUUAGGUUGGCAACAAGAGAAUGAAGAAGAAGAUGAGCUCAUUUCCUCUCUCCCUAAAGAGAGGGGUUGGUCUUUUCCCUAUGUCUAUCUAUUUGAACACUUUUGGUGUCCAUCACCUCUCAUCAAAGAAAGAAACAUUUUUCAAAAGCAUUUUCAAGCAAAACAAAGUGACGUUCUUGUUGCAAGCUUUCCAAAAUCUGGCACAACAUGGUUGAAAGCCCUUACUUUUGCCAUUGUCAACCACAAAAACUUCUCCAAAGAAAACCAUCCAUUGCUUACCUCUAACCCUCACCAACUUGUGCCUCCCCUUUACACAUUUCGUGGUAACAUCCAUGACCAGAUUCUCCAAUUAUCCAACAUGGCUGAACCAAGACUUUUUGGUACUCACAUUCCGUUUCCUUCAUUACCCAGGUCAAUCCUAGAGUCUCAUUGCAGAAUAAUUUACAUUUGCAGGAACCCCUUUGACACUUUUAUUUCUGCAUGGGCUUUCUUUNAUAAGAUUAAGGUGGAGCNUUUACCGACACUGACAAAGGAGGAAGCUUUUGAAAUGUUUUGCAAUGGGGUAAUUGAGUUCGGUCCAUGGUGGAGUCAUAUGUUAGGUUACUGGAACGAAAGCGUAGCCAGACCAAACACUGUCCUAUUCUUGAAGUACGAGGAUCUUAAAGAAGAUUUGAAUUUUCAGGUUAAAAGAGUUGCAGAGUUUUUGGGUUGUCCUUUCACUGAAGAGGAAGAAAGUAAUGGAGUGAUCGAGAGCAUAGCCAAGCUGUGUAGCUUUGAGGAGAUGAAGGAUAUGGAAGUCAACAAAUCUGGAACCAUAAAUUUUGAAAUCAAAAGGUUUGAAAAUAAGUUGUUUUUCAGAAAGGCAGAAAUAGGAGAUUGGGUAAAUCAUUUUUCCCCUUCUAUGGUGGAAAAAUUAUCCAAAAUCAUUGAAGAAAAAUUUAGUGGCUCAGGUCUUUCAUUUAAAAUGCAUUCUUAA